GGCACUAAUGUUUCUCCACAGCGCAUGCGCAUCAAACAAUGAGGUCUAGUCCCUCACAAACAUGGCGGAGAGCUGAUGACGCUCUUUCAAAACCGCCGGCGUUUUUAAAUGACGUGGUCAUGAAGCGUGCAGCCUGCUUGGUAAUAAGGCAUCAUGUCUUCUGAUGCGGUCAGUGAUUCCAGAGCAGAAGGAAAUGAGCAGGAGGUCCAAGGUGGAGGAUCUGAAAUAUUGUCAAAGAGACAGAGAAAGAAACUUCUUAAACAACAGCAAUGGGAGGAACAGAGAGACUUACGCAAGCAGAAGCGCAAGGAGCGGAAACAGCAGAGGAAGUUGGAAAGACAGACGCAUGUGGAGGACAGAACAGACUGCCCUGACAGGAAGCGCAUUCGUAAAGAGGCAGAGCCCAGCCCUCUCCGUCUGGUCAUAGAUUGCAGCUUUGACAGCCUCAUGAUGCUCAAGGAUGUAAAGAAGCUUCACAAGCAGAUCCAGAGAUGCUAUGCAGAGAACAGACGAGCAGCACACCCAGUCCAGUUUUAUAUAACAAGCCAUGGUGGGCAGUUAAAACAAAAUAUGGAUGAAAUUAACAAAGGCUGGGUCAACUGGAAGGAUAUCCAUAUCAAGUCAGAGCCUUUUCAGGAAAUCUUAAGCAAAGAAGAUCUGGUGUAUCUCACCUCAGAUUCGCCCAACGUUCUCCAGGAGCUUGAUGAGGCCAAAGCCUAUGUCAUUGGAGGACUGGUGGAUCACAAUCACCAUAAAGGAAUAUCUUUUAAACGGGCUAACGAGCUUGGAAUCACUCACGCUCAACUUCCACUUGGCAGCUUCGUCAAGAUGAAUAGCCGCAAAGUGCUCGCCGUCAACCACGUGUUUGAGAUUAUGUUAGCAUAUCUGGACAAACAUGAUUGGAAGGAGGCUUUCUUCACCGUCCUGCCCCAGCGGAAAGGAGCUGUACCUGUGGGCCAAGAGAACAAACAGGAUCAGGAUGAGGAGCAGGAUGAGGAGGACUCAGAUACAUGUGAGACAGGAACACAAAAUAGCAAAAAUACAAAGGACCAAACAAAUGGCAAACAGGAUGAACAUGAAACUCAGCAAAACCAGUCAGAUUCAUGUGAACGGACUGAUGACUGAUGUAUAAGGAGAAGUGACUUUUUUUUUUUUAUUUUAACAAACCCUUUUUUGUGCCUAGACCUGAAAUGUGUUGUGUUGGCAGAUUUUAUUUAGAAUAUUUUUAAGUUAUUAAUAAUAGUUUUUUUUUUCAAUACUCCUGAAAUUCUGAAUGUUUAUCUGCCAGUAAAGUUUAGAUCUAAUCUCCUGCCAAAUGUACUGUUUAUUUCCAGGAAUGUCAUUGCUUUGUUUGUCUUAUUUUCAUUUGACAUCAGAAAAUGCAUUAAAAAAACGGCUUCAUAUGUUCAUAGUUUAACAUUGGCACCAAAUAAUUCCAAUUUA
Molecule: messenger RNA, 1443 nt
Organism: Tachysurus vachellii
Lineage: Eukaryota; Metazoa; Chordata; Actinopteri; Siluriformes; Bagridae
Gene: trmt10a
Product: tRNA methyltransferase 10A
Exons: 8
Coding region: 154-1125 (323 amino acids)
Biological process (GO): tRNA N1-guanine methylation
Cellular component (GO): cytosol; nucleoplasm; nucleus
Molecular function (GO): tRNA binding
Source: RefSeq, a predicted model, not a curated record